AUGGAACAGAAUUACCGUUCUCGAAAACAAUCAUUUAUCGAAUGCAAUAUAGAAAUCCUCGAACGGGAAUUUUAUCCGUCGAAAAAGUGGCUAUCGAAGAAUUCGAAUUCCGAGGAACCGUUGGAUUCGAGUGUGGUGGAUAAUGUUUUAAACGACCUGAAAAAUGUCAAUCGAACGCAAAACAAACGAAUCUUUAAUCGUCAAACUAUUCGCCAAGUGCUUGAACAACUUUGCAUUAUUCGCGAUCAAAAGUUUAAGGAUGCAGUGGAAGGUCGAAUUCGCGUGGAUAAAAAACCCGAUCAUGAUGAUAUCAAAUGGAUCGAAACACUUCCCGAGGAAUGGCCGCAAUUAGAAAAUAAUCAAUUCGACAAAGAAAAACUAGAAGAGUACUCCAGGUUGCGAUCGAAUGUUUAUCAAGUACAAAAAGAUUAUAUUGCAAUUAAAGAGAAGCUAGAGUGCUAUAAGGUACUUCAUAAACUGAUGGAACCAUUAAACACGUCGACCAUCCAGCAAAGUCUAAUCACACGUGACUCUCCGGUGGUCAAAGAAAUCGCCAAGAUGAGAAUUUUAAUACCAAAGUUAUUGAGUACGUUGGAACGAAAACAUGAAUUUCUUAAACGAAGUCGUGAAGAAAGAAAAGACGAGUCAAGAACGCAAACAAAUACAAUGGAUGCUAUUAGAAGUUUGUUUAACUGUGAAGAAUAG
This is a messenger RNA of Acaulospora morrowiae, 705 nucleotides long. NCBI's taxonomy places the organism in Eukaryota, Fungi, Glomeromycota, Glomeromycetes, Diversisporales, Acaulosporaceae. The record is from the annotation of a GenBank genome assembly.